CGCGUGGGGGGAAGGAUGCAAGAAUGCAAGCUUGGCCGACAUGCCCCGGAUUAUCAGCGACAGAUAUAUACAGCUAAAUUGCCCUGUCUAUUUCUCCAUUUGCAGACUUUGUCACUCUCACUCUCUCUCUCUCUCUCUCUCUCUCGCCGUAUACCUACCUGUGUAGCUUAACACUUUUUGGAUUGUCUCCAUCUCUUGUUCUUCUUCUCCUUCUCCUUGUUCUUCUGCUGUCUUUAUUAGCAUCCAGCGCAACGCAUCACACACACGCACACAUAUACAAUGUGGCAGCCGACAUCUCCCAAAGGCGACGAUCCGUCACAACCCGCCUCCAGCCACGGCCACGGCCACGGCCACGGCCACGGCCGCACGCUCUCCAUGAAGCAAAAGAACCCGGGCCGCUGGUUCGCGCAGACAAUCAAGCUCAAGAAGGAGUGCGCCGAAGAGUACAAGGCCUGCCACGCAAAAGUCUGGCCCGAGGUGCUCAAGCAGAUUAAGGACUGCAACAUUGAGGACUACAGCAUCUUUUACGACCCAGACAUGGACCUGCUGGUCGGCACCUUCAGGUACAUUGGCUACGACUACGCCGGCGACAUGCAGAAGAUGGCCGAGAACCCAAAGGUGCGCGAGUGGUGGAAGAUGACGGACAGGAUGCAGGAGAGCCUGGUCAAGGGCGCCGUGAGCUCCGAGGCGGGCGAGCCGUCGUGGUGGAAGCCCAUGGAGCAGGUGUUUUUCCAGCCCUGA
Trichoderma reesei QM6a is the source of this 741-nucleotide messenger RNA. RefSeq lists its product as uncharacterized. Bases 280 to 741 code for a protein of 153 amino acids. Gene Ontology annotation, molecular function: racemase and epimerase activity, acting on carbohydrates and derivatives. The record is from RefSeq and is a predicted model, not a curated record. Lineage: Eukaryota; Fungi; Ascomycota; Sordariomycetes; Hypocreales; Hypocreaceae. The transcript has 2 exons.